CUGAGGUGAAGAAAUGAAGCACAACAAUGUCAUCCCCAAUGGCCAUUUCAAGAAGCACUGGCAGAACUAUGUCAAGACCUGGUUCAACCAGCCUGCCCGGAAAACCAGAAGAAGAGCUGCGAGACAAAAGAAGGCUGUGAAGAUCUUCCCCCGUCCCACCGCUGGACCUCUUCGCCCUGUUGUCCAUGGUCAGACUCUCAAGUACAACAUGAAGGUCAGGACCGGUAAAGGGUUCACUCUUGAAGAGCUUAAGGCUGCUGGAAUCCCCAAGAAGUUGGCACCCACCAUCGGCAUUUCUGUUGAUCACCGCCGUAAGAACAGAUCUUUGGAGGGUCUUCAAUCCAAUGUCCAGAGGCUCAAGACCUACAAGGCUAAGCUCGUCGUCUUCCCACGUCGUGCCAGGAAGGUCAAGGCUGGUGACUCUACACCAGAGGAGUUGGCCAAUGCCACUCAAGUCCAAGGGGACUACAUGCCUAUCGUCCGUGAGAAGCCAGCAAUGGAGCUUGUGAAGUUGACCGCUGAAAUGAAAUCAUUCAAGGCCUAUGACAAGAUCCGCCUAGAGCGCACGAACAAGAGACACGCCGGUGCUAGAGCCAAGAGAGCUGCUGAUGCUGAGAAAGAAGAGAAGAAGUGAGGAAGAAGUACUUUGUCUUUCCAUCGUUUUGAAUCUCAAUUUUUGUGUGUUUCAGACUCUGUUUUGUUUCUUCGGUUUCUUUAUCCUGCUACUAUUACUUUUAUCUGGAUUUAUGGAAAAAGAUUUCGCACAUUUCUCAUACUUAGUUGAAUUUUUGUCGUUCUCCACAAUCGAUAAUGUAAUUAUAAAUAGAUUAUCUAAUAUCAGGCAAGACUCAG
Molecule: messenger RNA, 852 nt
Organism: Eruca vesicaria subsp. sativa (arugula)
Lineage: Eukaryota; Viridiplantae; Streptophyta; Magnoliopsida; Brassicales; Brassicaceae
Source: the annotation of a GenBank genome assembly